AUGACCGAAGACUCUACUCUUGUUUUGUCAAAGGUGUCUGCUUUAAAUGAGGCAGUUACAGGAAGUGUGAAGUCAGUUUUCAGAGCUUGGGAGCAGCGCCUGAAUUCUUCAGAGGGUCACUUGGAAAGCAACGAGGGUGAUCCUGAGUUGAUUGUUUUCAUCCCAUUUACAUCAGAUGUUAAGCUCAAGAGCAUUUCAGUUGUCGGAGGUGCUGAUGGAACCAGUCCUUCCAAGAUGAGAGCGUUCAUCAAUCGAGAUGGUAUUGACUUCUCUGAUGCUCAAAGUAUGCAAGCUAUUCAGGAGUGGGAUUUGGCAGAAAAUUUGCAAGGCAUUUUAGAAUACCAGACAAGAUAUUCUAGGUUUCAAAGUGUGGGAAAUCUGACACUGCAUUUCCCUGACAAUUUUGGUGGUGACACAACUCAAAUACAAUACAUUGGCUUAAAAGGUGAAGCUACGCAGCUGAAGAGGAAUGCUGUCACAACAAUUGUUUAUGAAAUUAUGCCAAAUCCUUCUGACCACAAGACACAUGCUGAAGGUGGAGGGGGCCUUUCACACGUGGACUGA
Molecule: messenger RNA, 564 nt
Organism: Ilex paraguariensis (yerba mate)
Lineage: Eukaryota; Viridiplantae; Streptophyta; Magnoliopsida; Aquifoliales; Aquifoliaceae
Source: the annotation of a GenBank genome assembly